CGCUUUCAGUUUUUACAUCCACAGGAGUGCUGAGUAGUUGUAAAUUAGUCCACGCAAGCGUCCCGGAAGCUAAUGCUAUCGCUAUCAAGCAAGACGGGAAAACGCAGUGCAAUCCCGGUUUGACUGUCCAUUUGGAAGCAUGGCCCAUUACGAAGAGGUGAAGGUUCGGGGUUAUAAUGAAUUCUCCAAAGCUGUUUCAGAGAGGAAAGGCAAAGACAUAUUUGCAUAUUUCUCCGGCGAUAAAGACGCACAGGGUGUGAGCUGGUGUCCAGACUGUGUCAAAGCUGAGCCCAUUGUCCGAGGAGAGAUGGCACACCUUCCUGAAGGAUCUGUCUUCAUCUACUGUCAAGUUGGAGAGAGGCCCUACUGGAAAGAUCCCAACAAUGAAUUUAAGAAGACUUUGAAACUUAGUGGAGUACCUACAUUACUGCGAUACGGCACGCCUCAGAAACUGGUGGAGGAAGAGUGCUUUAAAUCUGACCUGGUGCGGAUGAUGUUCACGGAGGAUUAGAGUAUUGUUUUCUUCCCGCUGCUUCAUGUCCGGCGUGCUGCAAAAGGCCUGUGCUGUUGUGUGCCACUGCGCCUUAAGCCAAUCUCAAUAUCUCCUUCAUCACUGUAUUCACCAUUUCCUGAGAAAGAUUUUCUUUUAAUUCAUUCAUUUCGUCUAUAACAUUUAGGGUAAUUUAAAGUAGACCACAGGCCUUUGUAAGACCCACCAUUGUAAUUAUAAUCGGAUGGGUAAUCAAAAUGGAAUUUCCAAAUGUAAGCAUAGCCAAUGUGUUCUAUGAACCCCUACCUGCCCCAUAACCUCUAGAUGUGGCUUACACCUGCUAAAGAGUUAAUCUCUCCUCAAAUUGAUUGUGAUUUAAUGCUGGUCUUCAUGUUCUUCAUACCGUAGGUUUAAAGUGAUUCAUUCCUGGAUCUUGUCUGCAUCAGUGAUCAUGUUUUUAGAAGUUGUGGGGUGAUAAUGUAAUGUGUUUUGAUGCUUUGUCAAAUAAAUAAUUUCAAUGAAUAA
Anguilla rostrata (American eel) is the source of this 1015-nucleotide messenger RNA. RefSeq names its product thioredoxin domain containing 17 (gene txndc17). The transcript has 4 exons. Lineage: Eukaryota; Metazoa; Chordata; Actinopteri; Anguilliformes; Anguillidae. The record is from RefSeq and is a predicted model, not a curated record. Gene Ontology annotation, cellular component: cytosol. Gene Ontology annotation, molecular function: protein-disulfide reductase [NAD(P)H] activity. The coding region runs from base 140 to 511 and encodes 123 amino acids.